Molecule: messenger RNA, 2907 nt
Organism: Glarea lozoyensis ATCC 20868
Lineage: Eukaryota; Fungi; Ascomycota; Leotiomycetes; Helotiales; Helotiaceae
Product: F-box
Exons: 2
Coding region: 1-2907 (968 amino acids)
Molecular function (GO): protein binding
Source: RefSeq, a predicted model, not a curated record
AUGGAUAACAAUGGCUCUGUUCCCAGCGCCUCCUCCGAAAUGGACGGCGUCACAACGAGCCUCGAGCGGGCAGAGGAUUUCCGAUUCACCCAUCCAGCGGGUCUAAGGAUAGCAAGACAUCUGACAAAGUCGCUCAUAGAGGCCUUGAGUUUGAAGAUAUGGAUGGAGUUGGACGGCAAUAUUUCUUUGACCAGACAAGAUGGCUCAGAGUCUUCGUCCAUGAAGGAUCCCGCUAGUUUGGUAGAACCGGAGGUCUUGGCUGAUUUGGGGGAAUUGCUGGCUUUUGAAGAUGCUUCCGAAACAGCAACACCAAGGUAUCAGCCAACAACUAGUAACACAUCAUUUGGGGAGAGGAUCAGCACCAGCGUGCCAUCGUCAGCGGAAACACACACCGACAUGCGAGAGCUGAACUCCACAGAGUUCCCGUCUGACUCUUUGAUCAAUUCCUGGUUGACACCAGACGAUUUCGAUACCAUCGAGGCCGCCCAUGACCCUUCAUCGUUUUCCUACUCUUCGCAGCCAGCUUCAAGACAAGCGACGAGCAUUUUUCAAGACAACCACAUGCACGAUGAUCAGAACUCGUUCGAAAAUACACAAUUCUCUGUCGUUAGCCGUCCGCCUUCCACCGAAGCCAGUCGUUCGGCAUUCAACCUUCCUCCACCUAGAGCUCUCAACUCACAGAGUCAGCAACCCAGUCAUACCUUCUCUGCACCACAGGAAGGUAGACUAACACCACAAGCCUCCGCUUCGCAACAAAGACCUCCUCACCUACCCUCACCUCUUAACCCAUCAAGGCAAACACCGAACUUGGGACCAGGGCAAUUUCCAAAUCCGCUACAACUUCCCAAGAUUGAUCUUCCUCCAUUAGGUAAUGCUCUUGGACCGGUCGGUAUUUCUGCCAACCGCCAUCCCCUACCGUCAAUAGGUUCCCCGGACACUAGCAACCACAUGCCACUUAAUCAAUUUCACAGUAUCAAGAGCUUCCUUCCCGUCAACAAAUCUGGGAGCAACUCCAAUACCCCAGAGAAAGCUCCUUGUUUACCCCCAGGGCUAUCAAACUCACCUUCCAAAAUUGUCGACGCUAAUAAUCUCCAAACGCCUCAUCUUCUAAACAAACAAGCCGCAUCACCGCCUUCAAAGCAAACGACUGCUGAUAAAUAUUCGCUCUCAGCAAAUCCUACCAACUCGUCACAAUCGACACCAACUGCUCAAUUCUUUUCGCAAACGCUCUACGAUUUCUCCUCUGGGUCACUUCAUACCACUACAAUGGGGAAACGAUCUAUCGAUAAGAUGCCAGCGAAGAAACGAAAGGCUAAAGAUGAAGCGGAUACUUGCGUAAAGAAGCAGAAGCUGGACAAGAAAGGCAAAGCGGCUAAGAAAGAUGGCGAAGAAAAGGAGCGUCUGGGCGACGAUAUCUGGAUGCGGAUCUUUGAGUUUACACCGCCAUCAUUCCUUAAAAAAGCUCGUCUCGUUUGCAAGCCUUGGAAGGCAAUGGUCGACCAAUUCGAUUCGAUCUUUGUUAAUUGUCGCAAGGAAAAUUAUGGAUGGGAUAUGCCUCCGCCGCCACCAGGAAUGACAGAACGUCAGUAUAGCGAUUUGCUCGGAGGAAAGGGAUGUCAAGAGCCAGGGUGCGAUAACAAAAAAGCUACAAGAACAUACUGGUCGUGGUCUAAGAGGUGGUGCUCUGAUUGCUGGGGAAAGAAGAUUGAAAGAGAAGAUCGAAUCCUCAAAAAUCGACAGAAUAAUUAUCCAAGGACUACUGUUUUAAAAAUGCUCGAAUCGAUUCCCGUCGCUAUCUACGAUUCUUUCUUGAAACCACACGAUUAUACGGAAGAGGUUGAAGCUCGGGCUCGCGGACCACCAAGACUAUACAAAUGUUACCUCAUUUCAGACGUGGACAGGAUAAUUGAAGAGUACAAUGCUUUGGCGCCACCACCUUAUGAGGCUAACCCGGAUCACACACCCGCCGAAGCUUCAGCAGCACAAGCAGCUCAUAAAGACUUGAUGGAUGCGCUCGAUGGAAAGCGCGAUGAAUUCUUCGCUGCUAAGAAAGCCGUCAAUGAUAAACACAUGGGGAAUGUCAGAAAAAUCGAGGCUGCUAUCAGGAAGAAGCGUCAGGAAGAGCGCGGACCAAAAGACAAAGCACGAAAGGGUCGUAUUGAAUUGUUUACUCGUCGGGCUAAGGAAGACCUACCUCAGAUCCCUACCGAGUUUGUACAGGUAACCAAGGCUUUCAAAGCAGCAUGCCGUAUCUAUCGGGAUGGUGGCACCGAACGUGGAUGGAGAUCUCUGAAGCCAAAGAUUGAAAAAGAGUGGGAGGAGCGAGACCUCAAUCCUCCCAAAUCUCUUGCUGGAACGAAUUCCGAUAUCAGAGAGGUCAGUAUGGAUGCUGAUAGCUUGAUGAGCGAUAUGGAUGAAUAUCCCUCCUUAAGAUCUACCCCGGCAGUCGAUAUUGGUCGAGCCGUACAACAACAGCAGCCUCAACACAGUCAUGCUAGACCGCAAUCAAUAUAUGGCAAUGCCCAGCAGGUUAGGCCCAACCAUCCACUUCGUCAAUCGAUAGGUUCUAUGGGGGGUCCACUAGGAUUUAACAACUACGGCACUAAUCUUGGUGGAUACAACUAUACAAAUUUCCACCACGCGGGUGCUCUUUUAUCACAACCAGCACAAAUAACCUCAGCUUAUCCGGGUGGAAGUUUUCUUAUGGGUGGUCUUCCAAGAGCACUUCCUCAGCCGAACAAUUUCCGUCAACCACAAUUUCGACACCAAACCGUAUAUGAUAUGCAUAGCAAUUAUCAUAAUCAACAACCAUCGCACCUCGGUUCUCAAAGCACGCAUAUUCCUAUCAAUUCAUUGUUAGGUCCGUCGAAUCCCCCAAACCACCAAAAACACAACACCUUUCAAUAG